UGAGGUGCGUGCUCGCAGAGAUCCCAUUGCAGGGACUUGCCUGGGAAGCCCAUCGGCUCGUGGGGCCUUGCGAAGCUCCCAAAAAGCUCCAUGGGGCAGGCGGGCGACGAGGAGCGGCUGUGGUGGUGGAAGCUGUGCUCCGACCGGAAAGCUGAGGAGGAUUUCAAGUUCAUCCACUCCAGAGCAGUGCUGGCACAGCCAGCAGCAUCGAGCUGGGCAGCCCCAGACCCCCAGAACACUCUCGGGAUGGAGCCCCCCAGCCUGAAGCAGGAAGAGGAGAAGGUUUUGGUGUCGGAGCACAGCUGGCAGCCCUGCCCCAAAGCCCGUAGGAGGCUGCAAGGGUGUCUGGAGGUGGUGAAGGGGCUGCUCUUCCGUGUGGGCGAGGACUGGUAUUUCCUCUUUGUCCUGGGGGUCCUCAUGGCCACCAUCAGCUUCAUGAUGGACCUCAUCAUCUUCAGGCUCUAUGAGGCCCACCGGUGGCUGUACCAAGAAGUUGGUGAUUAUUUGGUGCUCAAGUACCUCUCAUGGACCAUCUACCCUGUGGCCCUGACAGCCUUCUCCACCGGCUUUGCCAACAGCAUCACACCACAUUCGGGAGGCUCUGGCAUUCCUGAGCUCAAGACCAUCCUGAGUGGCGUGGAGCUGGAAGAAUACUUGGCCAUCAAAAAUUUCGGGGCCAAGGUGGUGGGGCUGACCUGCACCCUUUCUGCUGGCAGCACCGUGUUCCUUGGCAAAUUGGGUCCCUUUGUUCACCUCUCCUCCAUGGUUGCAGCUUAUCUGGGGAAGAUGCGGACCUCAGUGAUAAGGGAGUAUGAGGACAAAUUCAAGCAGAAUGAGAUGCUGGUGGCUGCUCAGGCUGUUGGUGUGGCCACUGUUUUUGGGGCUCCCAUCAGUGGGGUGCUGUUCAGCAUCGAGGUUAUGUCAUCCCACUUUGCUGUGCGGGAUUACUGGCGUGGGUUUUUUGCUGCUACUUGUGGUGCCUUCAUGUUUCGCCUCCUCGCCGUCUUCAACAGCGAGCAAGGCAAGACAGGGCAGGGCAGGGAGCAGCUCUGCAGCGUCCUUUGUCCCCCCCUAAAAAUCCAUGUACCCCUUCCUUCCUCCUCAGAAACCAUCGCUGCUCUUUUUAAAAGCGACCUCAAGAUUGAUUUCCCUUUUGACCUGCCAGAGACUUUCUUCUUCGUGAUUUUGGGGGCCAUCUGUGGAGCCAUCGCCUGUGCCUACCUCUUCUGCCAGCGCUGGCUGCUGGCAGCUGUCAAAGAGAACCGGCUGACAGGCAGGCUGCUGGCCACCGACAAGCCCCUGUACACAGCGCUGGUGGUGCUGCUGCUGGCGUCCAUCACCUUCCCUCCAGGCCUGGGCCAGCUGAUGGCCUCCAGGCUGUCCAUGAAGGAACACCUCAUAUCACUCUUCGACAACCGCUCCUGGUUUGUGCUGGCCCAGAACGUUUCCAUGGCUGCCCCCCAGCUGGGGGACCCACGGGGGCUGUGGCAGGAGUGGUGCCACCCUUCAGCCACCAUCUUCGGUACUUUGGUCUUCUUCCUGCUGAUGAAGUUCUGGAUGCUGACCCUGGCCACCACCUUGCCCAUGCCUGCUGGGUACUUCAUGCCUGUCUUUGUCUAUGGAGCAGCCAUCGGGCGGUUACAUGGGGAGGUGUUGGCCCUGCUCUUCCCCCAUGGCAUCCGCACGGAGGGCACGGCGUACCCCAUUGUCCCCAGUGGAUAUGCACUGGCUGGCGCUGCUGCUUUCUCGGGUGCCGUCACCUACUCUGUCUCCACUGCCCUGCUGGUGUGUGAGGCCACUGGCCACAUGGCCCACGUGCUGCCUGUCGUGCUGGCUGUGCUGGUGGCCAACGCCAUCGCCCAGAAGUGGCAGCCCUCCUUCUAUGAUGGCACCAUCAUUGUCAAGAAGCUGCCCUACCUGCCUCGCAUCCGCAGCCGGCACAUAGCCUCCUACCGCGUGGUGGUGAAAGAGUUCAUGGAGCAGCAGGUGGUGGCUGUGACCAAGAGUGAUGGCUUUGAGGAGGUGCUGGCAGCCCUCAAUGCCACCACUGAUAAAGAAUACCCAGUGGUGGAGAGCAAAGGGUCACCCACACUGGUGGGCACCAUCAGUCGUGCCAAACUGGUGGCCUUCCUGCAAAGCCACGAGCACCCACAGGCACCCCCAGGGCCGCUGCAGGAGAAGCCAGCCUCCACUGGGACACUUGGGGAGGACUGUGCCAUUGAGCCCAUUGUACUGCAGCUGUCACCGUGGACCUCACUGCACCAGGCACAUCAUCUCUUCGAGCUGCUGAAGCUGCAGUGUAUCUUUGUCACCCACUAUGGGGAGCUGGUGGGAGCUGUCACACGCACCGAGCUGCGGAGAGCCAUAGAGGAGCUGGCCAAGGACGCGUGAGCCCCCAUCCUGCUGCUGUGUUAAUUAAAUGGCUUUUGGGGUCAUAUGGUUAAUUUCAGGAGCUGUCUGGAGUGCAGAGCAUCUAAUCCUAUUGCUACUGCGUCCUUUGUUUCGGGGGUCGCUCUGCAAAGCAGGGUGUAGCAUUUCAGGGUGCAGCUGAUGCUAAUGAAGGCGGUGCAAUUAAUCCUGGGCAUGCCCAAACCCAGCCGCAGGAGGGGUAAAACGAGGUCAGCGCCAGGGGAACACCCAAAAAAUGGGGCUGGAGCUGGGCAUGGCAGCGCCAGGGGGGUGCGGGGGAUGGCUCUGUGGGGCUGGGGCCAGGCAACACCCAUGAGAGGAAGACACCAUGGUAGGGGUGAGAACAGAGUGAUGGGUGUACAGAGGACUGUAGUGAUGGAUCCACACCAUCCACAUCACCUGGGAAAGGUGCUGAGUAGACACGGGGACCACAGCACCCAUAGACCCCAUGGAGAUUGCUGCUCAGUGGGUUGGGGGCAAGCAGAAGACGAUGGGAGCACAGCCCCCAUAGAGAUGAAGGUGUGCAGCAGCCCCAGGGCAACCCCUGCCCCACGCAUCACCCUGCCAGCUCCUGCAGGGAUUGGGAGUUUCACCGAAACUCCACACAGGGAGGGGAAACCGAGGCACGGCGGCACCCGGGCACGGGGCGUGGUGAUGUGCUGCAGGGCCAAGUGCCAAAAAAAAAAAGAGGAAAAAAAAAAAAAAAAAGGGCAAAAAGCACCAAAGAAAGCAUUCUGCAGAAGCUUCACAACCGCACACCCCUCGCUGCGGGUUUGAGGUUAAAAGAAAAAAAAUCAUGAUAAUAAAUGCUUUUUCCGGUGUUUUUCCCACCCGGUUAUUUGCAGGCACCACGCAGCCAUCCCUGCUGGUGUUUGGCAAAGUAACCCUGAAUUCCUCGUGGGUUUGGGGAGGGAGAAGGGAAAUGUGCACAAAUGCUUGAGAAAUGCUGAAAAACCUUAAAGCCUCCUUAAAAUAAACAAAGAAUAGAGGUUCCCCCCUAUACUGGCUCUAAAAUCCCACUCCAACUCAACACUGAUGGACGCUGGGGUAGAAAAAGAGCACAAAAGUUUUAUUCAAAUCCAACUCACUGUCGUGAAAAUCAUGAAAACCUCAUAAAAUCCAUUUAAAAAAAAGGGGGGGGGAAAAACCCAAAACCUGCCCCCUCGCCCCCCUUUUAUUUUUUCCUCUCCCUUCUCUCCUUUUACCUCUCCGAAAUCUGAGACCUUUUUGAUUUCUCUCAAUAAAUAUACAAAAAUAUAAUAAAUUAGAAAAACAACAAUACCACUGACAAAAAAAAAAA
Messenger RNA from Phasianus colchicus (ring-necked pheasant), 3709 nucleotides. The record is from RefSeq and is a predicted model, not a curated record. NCBI's taxonomy places the organism in Eukaryota, Metazoa, Chordata, Aves, Galliformes, Phasianidae.